Messenger RNA from Exaiptasia diaphana, 895 nucleotides. RefSeq names its product beta-hexosaminidase. The annotation marks the transcript as partial. Gene Ontology annotation, molecular function: hydrolase activity, hydrolyzing O-glycosyl compounds. Gene Ontology annotation, biological process: peptidoglycan turnover; carbohydrate metabolic process. Lineage: Eukaryota; Metazoa; Cnidaria; Anthozoa; Actiniaria; Aiptasiidae. The transcript has a single exon. The record is from RefSeq and is a predicted model, not a curated record.
AUGAUCGGACACCUAAACGUACCUUCAUUAGAUUCUACUGGAACACCAAGUAGCUUGAGCCCGAUUGUUAUUCGUGAUUAUUUGCAAGGAGAACUUGGGUUUAAAGGACUGGUGAUUAGUGAUGCAUUAAAUAUGAAAGCCGUUGCUGAUCGUUAUGGGAAAACGGAUGUUGUCGUUAAAGCGUUUCAGGCGGGAUGCGACAUCGUGUUGUUUCCGGAAAGUGUUACUGAAGCGAUUAAAGCGAUUGAGGAGAAAGUAAAUGCAGGAGAAAUAACACAAGAAGAAAUCGAUCAACGUUGUCGUAAAAUUCUGAAGGCAAAAUACAAAGCAAUUGUUGCGCCGAAGGAUUACAAAGCCUACGAUAAAUAUGAGCUGGAACUAGCAAAAAAGCAAGUGUAUGAAAAGGCGAUCACUGUAGUGAAAAACGAUGGGAUUUUACCAAUUCAACGUUUCGAUCAGCGUAUUGCACACGUAAGUAUAGGUUCGCAUACAUAUCCAUUGGAUAAAUCGAUGAAGUUGGUGGCGCCAGUGGAUCAUUUUCAUUUCUACACGGUAGAAGAAGCACGAAAUCGCUUUUCUGAAAAAUUGAAAGAUUACGACUUGAUUAUUACUUCAUUUCAUUCGAACACGGUACGCUCCAGAAAUGAUUAUGGAAUGCCCAAAGGAUGGAAAGAGUGGAUCAGUGAUAUUCCGACAGAAGCAAAGCAGGUGUUAUUGAUGUUUGCGAAUCCACAAGCGAUUCGAGCGUUGGAUACCCGUCGACCAAAUGCAAUUGUCAUGGGAUACGAAAAUCAUUCCUUGGUGCUGGAUCGUAUGGGACAAUUUGUGAUGGGAACAUUUGCGUCAAGUGGAAAAUUACCAAUGACGAUUCCUGGAAAGUAUGCUUCGGGGCAUG